GCCGCGCGCCGUCAGUGCACUCGCCGCAGGCCGAACGUCCGCACUGUGUAUGUCCACACGCGUUGUCGGAUAGGUGAAAUCUCGUCGGUCCCACGUGCGCAGCCCUCGUAUUGUCGUCCACUGUGGAUAUAUACUAUCGCCGGAAGUCCGAACCACUGUCGCCGCCUAACCCGGGAACACCGGUGGCCGGCACUAUAUCAGUUCACGGGGGGGUGGGGGUGCUCUGGAAUUUUGAAGAAAUUGUUAUUAUGACGCGCUCGCACCGCUAGGGAACUCUUGAAAUCCACACGUCUUGCCAUGCUGUUGUUUUGCCAAAGACCGGACCGGUACGUGGUCAUCUGGCUGUUUCAGAUACUCACCGUCAUCUGUGCAGUAUUGACGGAUGAUCCGAAUUUCGCAGAGCCUAUACCAAAUGUUACAGUGUCGCUGGGGAGGGACGCAUCCCUUCCAUGUGUAGUCAACAAUCUCGGCACGUACAAGGUGGCGUGGAUCCACAUCGAUCGGCAAAUGAUAUUGACUAUUCAUCGUCACGUGAUAGCCCGAAUACCACGAUUUGGGAUUACGCACGAUAGUCAAAAAACGUGGCUGUUGCAUGUCAAGGGCGCGCAGCCUGAAGACAGAGGCUAUUAUAUGUGUCAAGUGAACACAAACCCCAUGAUCAGUCAAGUUGGAUACUUACAGGUGGUUGUACCACCAAAUAUCAUUGAUGAAGAAAGUUCUACAUCUUCGGUAUCCAUCCGAGAAAAUCAAAAUCUAUCCCUUACGUGCAAAGCAGAAGGAUCACCGACACCAAAAAUUAGUUGGAAAAGAGAAGACGGUAUUAAUAUAUCGACGGAUCGAAAAAAAAAAGCUGUGGAGAAGCUGUUCGGCGACACGUUAAACUUGACAAGAGUCAACAGAGCGGAUAUGGGCGCAUAUCUCUGUAUCGCUAGCAACGGUGUGCCUCCGUCAGUUAGCAAGCGCAUUAUACUCGACGUCGAAUUCUCACCGAUGAUAUGGGUACCGAAUCAGUUGGUUGGAGCUCCAUCCGGUACGGACGUGACGAUCGAUUGCCAGACGGAGGCGUAUCCUAAGUCGAUAAACUAUUGGUCGUUUCGCGACUCGAAAACGAUGCUGUUCGCCAACAAGAAGUACGUGACGUCGGACUCCGAAAAAAGGUACCACAUCCACAUGCGACUCACUAUCAGGGACCUGACCCAAUCGGAUUUCGGAAAUUACAAGUGCAUAUCCAAGAACUCGCUCGGCGAAACCGAGGGCUCCAUCAGACUUUACGAAAUACCAAAACCUUCUUUAGCCCCAAAAAGUGCGUCCGAACUCAACCGGGCGAAUAAAGAAGUUUUGAAGCAACCGAAAGUGUCGGUGGUGCGAAACAUGACUGGCCAGUCUGUCCGGGACAACCGGCAGCAUCAGUCGCGUCCCGUCAGGCCCACCGUUCCUGGGAGACUCGAGGCCUCAGGCAAUUGGGGGCCUAGCAGAUAUAGCCGGUCUCAAAUCGUAAUAACCGUGUUUGGUGUAGUCACGUGUCUCACGUCAUCGCAUCACAUACCAUCAUGAACGGCUCAACAUCCUUAUUAUAUAUUAUCAUAACAUUAUACUAUUCUACAAUAAUAGCUGAAUUUUUGUUUUUGUUUUGUUGUAUAAAUUUUAAUAUAUAUUAUUAUAAUAAUUAUGAAUUGUAAGUUAAGUAUGUUACGAAUCUCAACAAAUAUUAUUGUUGUGAAUAAUUAAAUAAUUAAUUACAAUAACGCUUGAUAUUAUCGAAAUGCUAUAAUAGAUAAUAAUUUUAGGUACUGCUGCAAUUUUACAUUGAGAAGGUAUAAUUCUAGUUGCGAUAGAAAUUAUUAUAUUUUAGAACUCAUUGUUGAAGAAUCAAAUAUCAUCAUAAUAUGUGUCAAUCUAAUAAAAAAUGUUAUAUAUAUAUUUGAAAUACCUAGUAUUUUAAAAACUUGUCAAUCUAACUUGCACUUUAUUCGCGUAGUGCCGUGUGUUUAUACUAAUUUUGUUCCAUUGAAUAUAUUUUUUUUCAAAAAAAAAACAUCAUAAAAGAACAUUUAAUUCCCCUAAAUAUAGAGUAUUAUAGGUAGAUUAUAUCACUUAAAAAAAAUAGAAUGCUAUAAUAAACUCUAAUUUUGCUUUGAAAUACAACCAUGCUUGCUGGUUGUACUAAUUGCAUGAAACGUACAAAUAAAUCUUAAUAUUUCUUAUGAUUUGGAGGGUAAAAAUGAUAAUGUUUGUUGGAUCACCCCAUGAAAACGUUUGGACAUUUUGAGUGGCGAAAGAACUAUGUGUAUAAAUAGAAUAUUUAUUAACUAUAUGUAUAAAUAAUAUCUCGAGUGGAAAAAAGGUCCUAUCGCCGUUUUGGAUGACCUGUACAAUAGAUUCAAUAGAAG
Molecule: messenger RNA, 2390 nt
Organism: Acyrthosiphon pisum (pea aphid)
Lineage: Eukaryota; Metazoa; Arthropoda; Insecta; Hemiptera; Aphididae
Product: Dpr-interacting protein delta
Exons: 9
Coding region: 298-1554 (418 amino acids)
Cellular component (GO): neuron projection
Source: RefSeq, a predicted model, not a curated record